CAGGAUUUCAGCAGCGCCGAUGAACAGGGGCGCGGUCGCCGCCGAGUCGUACCGCUUCGUGCACGCCGACUGCGCAGCGCCGUCCAUCUUUCGCUCCGAGUACGUCCGGAACAACCGGUCCAGUGGCCACAAGAACGUUCGGUGCUUCCCGCAUUGCUGUGGCGCGCACCGCGACACGACGUUUUGCGGGUCGUCGAUCGCCAUUGAGGGCGGGCCGUCGCACAUUGUGUAUGGCCGCUUCGAAGAGGUCGACGACUCGGCGAAAGGCGACUCGCGCAUUGUGCCAGGCACGAUCGUACCGAUCGCCGACAUUGUCGCCAACGAGAAGAACUCGGCCAACCCGUUUGGCAUGUGGAUGCACGGCGUCAAGACCGGAAGCUCGGGCAUCACGUACGAGAUCAACCAGCAAAAGCAGUCGUGGCACUAUGGCUGGGUCUCGUCGCGCUUUAACUCGGAGACGCUGCACCACUUCAAGGUCUAUUUUUUUGAAAAGGUGAGCGCCGACCACUUUGUGUGCUGCGCGUCGCUGCCGUCGCCGCCCUUUUCGAUAUCGUCGAGCCGCAAGACGCGCAAGAAGACGUCCAAGGUCGUGAAAGCCAAGCCCGAGCCGCCAAGCGAAAUGCCCGUCGCCUUGAUAAGGACGUCGGUCGCUCCGCCGAGUCCGCACAUCAAGCCCGAGCCGGGACUGCCGGUGGCGCCGUCGCAGCCGCAACAUCCGCCGCAAGAACCGCAGUACCAGCAGCAACAGCAGAACCACCAACAACAACAGUACCAGCAGCAACAACACCAGCAGCACCAUCAGCUACAGCUACAGCACCAGCAGCUACAGCAGCAACACCAACUCCAGCAGCAGCAACAGCAGCAUGCGACCAACGGCGGCUACAUGCUCCGAAUGCCCGAACCGUCUGGGAGUCUCGUUGCCUUCCUAGAAGAUCGCUACGCGUCGUACCCGAGCCAGAAUCCGUACGCCAUGGAGACCUAUGCGAUGCAGUUUGAUGGCGGCCACCAGCGCCCGAGUACACACGGGCAGCACGCGCCGACGUACGCAUACGACGCCAACCCGUCGCAGUACCCGACGCACCACGCGCCCGCGUCACCCGUACCGUCGUCCGCACCGUCAUCGGCCUUUAGCUUUUCCAGCUUUCUCAACAAGAUGGAAACCAAAAGCUCGUUGCACUCAGAGCAGCUCACCGACACGUCGCGCAUGGACACGGACUCGGUCUGUCCGCGCAACCCGUCGCGACUGCUCUCGUUGCAGGACCUCACGGCGUCGACCAACAAGCGGAUGCGGCCCGACGAAGCCUGCGACGGCAACACGCGCCGGGACGCCCCGCACAUGCCGUCGUCGCCCGUACCGUCGUCUGCGUUUAGCUUUUCCAGCUUUAUGCGCCCUCCGCCGGGCACGGCGUCGGCACCGACGCCCGUGUCGCCCGUCGCAUCGUCCUGCGCAUUGAGCCUCACGAGCAUCCUCAAGCCGGCCCCGUCAUCGCCCGUCCCGUCCUCGAGCGCGUUUAGUUUUUCGAGCUUUCGACGACCGCAGGCGCCACCGUCGCCCGCACCGUCGACUGUACCGUCCUGCGCGUUCACCUUCUUCUCCGACAUCAUUGGUGUCGACGACAAGCAGUGCCCGGCCAAGAAGCGGGCGACGCGCUACGACUACUUUCAGCGGGCGCUGUGCUUGAGCGAGAUUCACCUGCUCAUCGCGUCGAUCGUCUCGUUCAGCGCAAACGACCUGGACUUCACCGAGGCCAAGGGCCCGCUCGGUGAGUUUUUCAUUUUCACGGAAGAGUGCGCGACCUUGCCGGUGGCCAAGUGCGCGCUCUCGGAAAGCGCGACGCUGCAGAGCUACGAAGAGACGCUCACGUUCUGCGUCAACUUGGUCCGGCACUCGUUCCGGACGGGCUUGAUUGGCCGGUUCCAGUCCUUUCUGCAUUCGAAAGCUCACUGCAUCUUCAAGCCCGAGCUGCUCGACCAAGCGUACAUUGACUUUAUCAAAUUCUGCGAAAACGAAGUCGAAACGUACGUGUUUCCGCGCAAAAACAUGCAGUGCGACGCGUUCCUGGACUACCUCAAGCGCAACUUGCCGCACGAAGUGGUCGCGCUUCUCCACCACGAGUCGGACGACAGCGUCGAGCCCGCGGGGUACUUUGAGCUCGUGACGCAGCUGCGUCAAGCGUACCAGUUUAAAAAGACCGAGGAGCACAACGAGUCGACGCGCGAUGAAGAAGGGUCCGAGCCCGAGGGCGCGAUCGACGCGACCUCCAUCACAGGCCGCUGGCGCCGAAAAGUGCCGCUCCCCGGAACGUACACGGUGGGCGCGAGCAGCAACAACCCAUCGUGGGUCUAUCGCGUCCUCGGUCUCAAGAUGAUGACAACGUGGAACUUUAUCGAGACUCAAACCGAGCUCCAGAUUGCGUUUGAAGAGAGCCUGAUCCCAAUGCGAACACCGUACCUGCUGACCGGCGACCCGAUGUUCUUGUCGUUUUCGCCCGUCGGACUCAGCAGCAACUACGCCUACGGCGGUCUCGUGCGCUCGGCCAUGUCAGGCAACUGGUCAGGCUACAAGGCGUGGCGCAACGAGCAAAACCACAUCGUCGUGAGCUGGUACAGCUGGCGCCGCGAGUCGAUGGGCCAGAGCUGCGUCCGCCGGCGCGUCAUCAAGUCGUUUUACCGGACGCCACUCGACCCGGACACGCUCGAGUGCCACACCAAGAUCGAGGUGGCGACGCAGCCCGAGGCCAACCUUGGCGAGCUCAGUGUCACGGAGCGCAUCAACUACCCCGGCGAGUGGCAAUGCCUCCACGACGAGAUGACGCAAUUCGUCCGGAUUCCUGGUCCGCGCAAGUAGCCGACGUACUACACCCUAGAAUAUACAGUCGUCGUCUGGUG
Messenger RNA from Saprolegnia diclina VS20, 2889 nucleotides. RefSeq lists its product as hypothetical. NCBI's taxonomy places the organism in Eukaryota, Oomycota, Saprolegniomycetes, Saprolegniales, Saprolegniaceae. The record is from RefSeq and is a predicted model, not a curated record. The transcript is spliced from 14 exons. Bases 20 to 2848 code for a protein of 942 amino acids.